GUGCCCUCCUCUCCUGCUUGUACAGACUGCUUUUCCAGCAGCAUGGACACAAGAAGCAUAUUAUAUUCCCUGAAUGACUACAAGCCACCUAUUUCUAAAGCAAAAAUGACCCAAAUUACUAAGGCAGCCAUCAAAGCUAUCAAGUUCUAUAAACAUGUGGUACAGAGUGUUGAAAAAUUCAUUCAGAAGUGUAAACCAGAAUACAAGGUGCCUGGACUUUAUGUGAUCGACUCCAUUGUACGACAAUCCCGACAUCAGUUUGGUCAAGAGAAGGAUGUGUUUGCACCCAGAUUUAGUAAUAACAUCAUUAGCACUUUUCAGAAUUUGUAUCGAUGCCCAGGGGAUGACAAGAGUAAAAUAGUAAGAGUAUUAAACUUGUGGCAGAAGAAUAAUGUGUUCAAGAGUGAGAUAAUCCAGCCUCUCUUGGAUAUGGCAGCAGGGAUCCCCCCUCCAGUUGUUACUCCGGUUCUGGCAAGCACCACCACAGCCAUGAGCAACACCCCAGGAACUCCUGUGACACCUGUUACUCCUGCCAAUGUGGUCCAGGGCCUACCUGACCCGUGGGUGUCUCAGAUCACCAACACAGAUACACUUGCAGCCGUGGCUCAGAUCCUACAGAGCCCUCAAGGCCAACAGCUUCAGCAGUUGAUACAGACUUUACAGAUACAACAGCAGAAGCCCCAGCCUUCCAUCCUGCAAGCCCUUGAUGCUGGGCUUGUGGUUCAGCUGCAGGCACUUACAGCACAACUCACAGCUGCUGCUGCUGCCGCCAACACCCUGAAUCCCCUGGAACAGGGUGUCUCCUUUAACAAGAAGUUGAUGGAUAGAUUUGAUUUUGGAGAAGAUUCUGAGCAUAGUGAAGAAUGCAAAAAGGAAAUUCCAACUUCUCAACUUCCUCACGUUUCAGAAUCGGUGAACAAUUCCAUCUUUCAUCAGAUAGCCGAACAGCUCCAGCAGCAGAACUUGGAGCACCUCAGGCAGCAGCUACUGGAGCAGCAACAGCCGCAAAAGGCAACCCCUCAGGAUAGUCAAGAGGGAACGUUUGGGUCAGAGCAUUCAGCCUCCCCAUCACAAGGGAGCAGUCAGCAGCAUUUUCUUGAGCCUGAGCCAAAUUUGGACGAUUCCAUAGAUAUUCAGCAACAGGACAUGGAUAUAGAUGAAGGGCAAGAUGUAGUGGAGGAGGAGAUUUGUGAGCAAGAAGCGAAGAAAGUAGCUGUUCGCUCAAGAUCAAGAACACGUUCCCGGACACGUUCAAGAUCACCCAGAAAACGAAGGUCUAGGUCACGCUCUGGCUCUCGAAAGCGCAAGCACAGGAAACGCUCCCGCUCCCGCUCAAGAGAGAGAAAGAGGAAAUCUUCACGCUCAUACUCCAGUGAGAGGAGAGCCAGAGAACGAGAGAAGGAGCGGCAGAAAAAGGGGCUACCGCCAAUUAGAUCUAAGACGUUGAGCGUCUGCAGCACCACCCUCUGGGUUGGACAGGUGGACAAGAAGGCGACACAGCAAGAUUUAACCAACUUGUUUGAAGAGUUUGGCCAGAUCGAAUCCAUCAAUAUGAUUCCUCCUAGGGGCUGUGCAUAUGUCUGCAUGGUUCACCGACAGGAUGCAUACCGGGCUCUUCAGAAGCUGAGUUCGGGAUCGUACAAGAUUGGGUCCAAGGUCAUCAAGAUUGCCUGGGCUUUAAACAAAGGCGUAAAAACAGAAUAUAAACAAUUCUGGGACGUGGAUCUUGGCGUUACCUACAUACCGUGGGAGAAAGUGAAAGUGGAUGACCUGGAAGGUUUUGCUGAAGGAGGCAUGAUUGAUCAGGAAACUGUCAAUACUGAGUGGGAGACGGUAAAAACUGCUGAACCUGUGAAAGAGCCAGCCCCUACGACUACGCAGAGCCCGCCGCCACCCGUGGAGAAGGAGACUGUGGUGACUACCCAGGCUGAGGUCUUCGCGCCCCCUGUGGCCAUGUUACAGAUUCCUGUCGCACCCGCCGUUCCUGCUGUCAGCUUAGUCCCCCCAGCAUUUCCUGUGUCCAUGCCGGUUCCUCCUCCUGGAUUCAGCCCGUUGGGGCCCCCGCCUCCUUUUCUUCGAGCAAGUUUUAAUCCUUCUCAACCUCCUCCUGGUUUCAUGCCACCUCCAGUUCCACCACCUGUUGUGCCGCCACCUACGAUUCCACCAGCAGUCCCAGCACCUUUAGUGCAGCCACCAUUAUCCAUGACACCAGAGACUGUGAAAGACAUUGGUUUUGGGGGCCUGGUUUUGGCUGGUGGUUCUGUUCCCAGUGGUCUUGCAGCAGCUACACUGCCAGCUGGAAGUGUUGUUUUUAAUCCUCCUACAAAACCAGAUCCUGAAGAAAAAGGACCUCAUCUUCCAGACCACCAGCUUUCUUCUGGUGAAAACCCCAGAGCAGUGAUUCCAAAUGAUGUUUCCGGUAGCCCUGCAAUGCUAGGACCGCCAUCAAAUAUGGGAAACAGCUCUGGAAUUCUGGGAGUUCAAAGACCAAACAUACCGAGUAAUUCAGAAAUUCUUGGAGUUCGGCCGUCAAAUGUUUCCAGCAGCUCGGGGGUUAUUGGAGCCCAGCCACCAAAUCUUCUGACUAACUCUGGAAUUUUGGGAUUACAGCCGCCCAGUGUGUCGAGUAGCUCUGGACUUAUGGGUGUGUUACCCCCACAUAUGCCCAGCAACUCUGGACUUGUAGGAAUACAGCCUCCAACUGUUCCCAGUGCCUCUGGACUUAUGGGAACACAGCCACCAGCUGGGCCUCAAAACUUACCCCCACUGAAUAUCUCUUCUCAAAGAAUGCCUGUGAUGCCAAUGCUUGACCUUCGUCCAGGACUGAUGCCCCAGAUGCCUGGGCCUCGAUUCCCUUUAAUGCAGCCUGGAAUUCCACCCCACCGAGGCCUCCUUCCUCCAUCAGUACUUGAGUCCGCCCUGCACCCACCCCCCCGGGGCCCUUUUCCUCCAGGGGACAUUUUUAAUCAUCCUGAAAGACCGUUUCUAGCUCCCGGAAGGCCAAGCGUAGACAGUGUUCCGAACCCAGACAAAAGGCUGCCCCUUGGCAGUGAUACCAUCCAGCAAGAAGGGGACCGGGAUUACCGGUUUCCUCCACUGGAGGCCAGGGAAAGCCUGAGCAUGCCGCCCCCGGGGGAUGUUAGGGAUGCACUUGGGCGGCCGGUAGAUCCUAGAGAAGGCCCCGGACGGCCUCCUGUAGAUGGGCGGGAGCACUUUGGAAGACCUCCUGUAGACAUGAGGGAGAACCUUGUGAGGCCAGGCCUAGAGCAUCUUGGUCGAAGAGACCACUUUGGCUUUAACCCAGAGAAGCCUUGGGGCCACCGGGGAGAUUUUGAUGAGAGAGAGCAUCGAGUUCUGCCCAUCUUUGGUGGACCAAAAGGCUUGCAUGAAGAAAGGGGUCGAUUUCGGCCCGGCGGCUAUAGAUUUGAUCCUCGAAGUGGUCCUUGGAACAGAGGAUUUGGACAAGAAGUCCACAGAGAUUUCGAUGACCGCAGAAGACCCUGGGAGAGACAGAGGGAUAGGGAUGACCGAGAUUUUGAUUUCUGCAGAGAAAUGAAUGGAAACCGCCUUGGACGAGACAGAAUUCCAAACACCUGGGUACCCCCUCCCCAUGCUCGGGUUUUUGAUUAUUUUGAAGGGGCUGCUUCUCAACGAAAAGGUGACACUGUGCCUCAGGUGAAUGGUGAGAACACAGAAAGACAUGCCCAGCCGGCAUCAUUACAAGUCCAGAAGGACCCCGGACUCUAUGAGAAACUGCCCUCCUCGAGUGAGCUAAGCAAGGAGAAGAGUGACACAGUUGCUGAUGUAGAAAGUGAACCAGUGGUAGAAAGCACAGAAACUGAGGGGACAUAAUCAUCACUCAGUAGGCAAGAUGAUGCAUGAAGUUCUGGCCACUUCCCGUGUCCCAGCCUUGUAGAAAUAAGUGAGACGUACUUCAGUUCCAAUGUGCAUCACAUCGGAUCUUGGUUAAGGAAGGAGCUCACCGCUGCCUAUGGGGAAGGCUCCGUGCUCCCAGACGUUGUGUCUCAUUGACUCCAGAGGUUGCAAGCAUGCCUCCCUCUAUGGCCCGUUUGGAGCAGGUUUAAUUUUAUAAAUUGUAAACACGAACUCUAUGAGUUUCAAGUUCCUAUGCGUUGUGUUUGAGCAUCCACUCAGAUGAAGAGCACUGCAGCUGUGAAAGAUAAGCACUUCCACGGGACUGGGAUCGCAUUAGAGCAGCCAACUCCGUCUGGAGCAACCAGCACCCUGGAACAGGAAGGACAGAUUGCAAGGAAACCUUCCCAGGGGGACAGAAAGUCAUCUGUUGUUGGCAUUACACACCACCGAAACCAUCACUUGAGCAAACCAAGACUUUUCCCUUUGAACCACACCGGGCUCAGAUGGUCACGUUCUUGACCAGUCCACCCUUAUUCUUUAUCUUCUUGGAUGCUCUCAGAUGCUGAAAGUCUUACACUUUCACGGAAAAGAAAUAAUGACGCUUUGAGAAAAUCCAAGCUUCCAUAGAGUCUGCCAGUGCCUCAUGCCCAGCUUCUUGUCCUGGCAUCCUGACACACAGCUGGUCAUAUGGGUGAUGGAGGACGAUGGGCCUUGUGGGAUGAGGAAGGCGGUUACAGGGGCGGGCCUGCUACACUGUGUCGUCAACCCACUUUCCGAGUACAUUGAUUGUUCGCGGCUUCUCCCGGCAGAGGUGACAAAUGUUCGCCGCCAGUCUCCAGAGCAGGGUUUGUGGCCUGGGAAUGGUCAGUGCUCAUAAGAAAAGAAAGACAAAUUCAGACAUGAGCGUGCUUCACAUCCCCGCCGAGUGUUCUUUUCUUUCUUUGCUCUGUCAAAAAUUAAAGUGCUUGGAAUGCUGUC
This is a messenger RNA of Echinops telfairi (small Madagascar hedgehog), 4854 nucleotides long. It is a transcript of the gene SCAF8, whose product is annotated as SR-related CTD associated factor 8. The coding region runs from base 43 to 3852 and encodes 1269 amino acids. Lineage: Eukaryota; Metazoa; Chordata; Mammalia; Afrosoricida; Tenrecidae. The transcript has 21 exons. The record is from RefSeq and is a predicted model, not a curated record. Gene Ontology annotation, cellular component: nucleus. Gene Ontology annotation, molecular function: RNA binding.